This is a messenger RNA of Camelina sativa (false flax), 2307 nucleotides long. The record is from RefSeq and is a predicted model, not a curated record. Lineage: Eukaryota; Viridiplantae; Streptophyta; Magnoliopsida; Brassicales; Brassicaceae.
ACAUUUUUCCUAUUUCUCUCCCAAACCAAAUAACAAACAAAACCCUAAAAAAAAAAAAAAUCAUCUCUUCCGAUUCAGUUUCGCCUUCGACGACGACAAAAUAAAACUGUACAUCGAUCUCCAAAAUCAAAAGCAAAUCUUCUUCUCUACACAACAGGUGUUGUAUUGAUGUUCUUUGCAGAGAUGUCUCCAGCAACUAAGUCUAAGUCAAAGGAUAAAAAAACUGGGAAAGAAGCAGCUCACAAGGCAUCACCAAAGCAGCCUUCGCCUUCGCUUAAUGGGAAUACCAGUAGUAUGGCAGCUAAUGCUUAUAAUCCUCUUCUAGGAACAUUUCAGGUUCUUGAUUCUGUCUCCGUUGCUUCUUCUGACCCACCACUUCAGUAUGGUCGUUUCCGCAGUAUAGACCACGAGGCGGCUGAUGUGAAUAAUGGGGUUGAGUCUGAUUCUGUUUCCAACAACGGUAGCUGCUCGGGCGACUCCGAAGAUCACAAGGAGAAGUUCACAACCAAUCUUCCCCUCAAGCAGGAGGUGAUACCAGGUGCUGACAAUGACAAGCGUGAGAAAGUUCGCCAAAAGAAUGAGAGAAAACAUCAACGCCAGAAGGAGAGGAGGGCUCUGGAUUUGUAUGACAAGUGUACCACGUAUCUCAUGUCCAGAAAACUCGAAGCCCUUACACAGCAGCUUGUCGCUAUGGGACUAUCUCAAGAGCAUGCUACUACGGCAUUGAUGAUGAAUGAUGGCAAAGUUGAGGAAUCUGUUCAUUGGUAUUUUGACAGGGGCGAGGAAGAAAUUCAGAAGCAAAUCAUUAAGACUCCUGCGAAUUUGAAAAUAGACAUUACAGACGAACUAGCUAGGAUUACACAAAUGGAGCUACAACUUAAUUGUACAAGGCAGGAAAUAGAGCGUGCAGUUGUUCAAGCAGAGGGUGAUUUGGACAGAGCAGUGCAAGUCAUGAAAGGCACAAGAUAUGAUGAGUUUUCAGUGCCAGUGAAACAAGAAGAAUCUGGUGAUCCUCUUACACCCACUAAUGGUAAACAUACAGUAGGAAUAGGUUAUCAGAAUUCAGAUGCAGAAAGGCUAGAAACACAAACUCUUCCAUCACCUGGUUUACAGCCACCAAGAGAUGACAAGAGCUUUAACUAUACAAGAUCACCCUCCACAACAGAGUUAGUGAACAAAAUGUUGGCUCAGCCUAUGAAACGAUCUGAACUGAAGUUAGAGUGGCCAAAACCUCAGCAAUCUGCUGCUUUGGCUGAUAAAAGGUGGCCAAAUACAGGACAGGUUCCUUCGUCUUCUUACUCUUUCCCAUCAUCGCCAUCCCCGUCACCUCAGCUUGCUUCGAGGGUUGAAGCUCGCUAUUUAGCUAGUGGAAAUGAAUUUAAGAACCUCCAGCAGCAGCAGGCAGCAAAUAGAGAAUCAGUCAUGACAAUGAGGCAGCGGCCACAAGUUGUAAGCACAAAUCCCAUUCCAACCUCAAGCAUGAGCGCACCCCCUACCAGUUGGCAUCCUGCGGCCAACAUAGAGAUAAUGAAGUCAAAUGGGUUCAUACAAACACAUAAUAUCCCUAGUGCGCGAAGCCCUAGUCCAAACAAUCUGAAUCCAAAUAAGAUCUACCAGCAACUUCAAUAUCAAAACCAGAAGCGAUUCAGUAACACCAACCAAGUGGAUCCACACGCUAGCAUGGCCAGAGGGAAUGGCGGGUUAUGGACUAGAAACACUGCAUCAUCGCCAUCUAUAUCUGCUGCAUCGUCGUUGGGAUUGUUCUCUGCCGUUGGUUCAGCGGGAACAUCAGGUGCAUCCUCACCAGUAGAUUGGAUCUCUGGCGGCGGUUCAGUGGACUACACAAGCAUAGACUGGAGUCUAGAUCAAGGUUUAUCCCAAAAUAGUAGAGUCAAUGGAAACUGGUCCGGGUUAAAAAGCAGCAGCCACACUUAUGAUGCCAACAUGAACCGGUAUUGUCUAAAUGGUUCCAUGGGAGGUAGAGUUAACAGCAGCAACGGUGUAUCUAUGGAGAAUGCGGGUGUUGGUGUUGUCGUGGAAACACAACAAGCAGCUACCUCUCAAGACUGGACUUCACCAUUUGAAGGAAAAGAUAUAUUUGGCUUGUCUAGAAAAUAUGUGCCUCCAUCUCUGUAAGAGAAGAGGGGGUUACAUAUGGACAUGAAAGUAAUAAAACAAGAAAAAGAAAAAAAAAGACAGAAAAUGGUUUCAUGAAUUAUGUGUGGUUGCUUCUCCCUUUGAUUAUCAUUCGUGAAUAUGUCUUAUUUUUCUUAUUUUUAACUUAUAUUUAAAGCAUCUUCUCCUCUA